CAGUUCAGGCCCCUCGAGUUUGAAUAUCCGUUUUGAAUCCGUCAUUUCAACAACGAACUCUUUUUCUCACUCCAUCAAGUGAGAGUUCAAGACGUCCUCACCUCAAGAUCAUCUGCAAUAGUAAUCACGGCUUCAAGGAACCCCACGGCCUCUUUGGGUCAUCUUAAAAGUCGCCGUCUUUCAACCCUCUCCUACCACCUCAACCACACCUACAAACCACCACCAUCACCACCAUCUCCAACAUCCAGAACAAUGUCCACCCUCAAACGCAAAGCCGGCUCCUCCCAGCCCGGCUCCUCCGACGCCAAAAAGCCCAAACAAAACGGCAACAUCAUGUCCUUCUUCGGGGCGCCCAAGCCCGGCGGUCCUCUCAAUUCCUCUCCCACAACCACAACCCGAUCGACGACAACCCGCAGCCAGAGUCAGAGUCAGCUCAGCAACGGCAACAACAACAGCAACAGUAGCGCUAGUACUAGUGCCACCCCAGACCCUGCUACCGUAACGAGCAAGUUCAACAAAGAGAAAUGGGUAGCCUCCCUCACUGCCGAGCAACGCGAUCUUCUCCAGCUGGAGAUCGACACCCUCGACGAGAGCUGGCUAGCCCAUCUCAAGUCGGAGAUAGUCACCAAGGAAUUUUUAGAUCUCAAACGGUUCCUGAAGAAAGAAUGGGAGAGCGGUAAGACGAUAUUUCCGCCCAAGGAGGAUAUUUACAGCUGGUCCCGCCACACCCCCCUCCCCACCGUCCGCACCGUCAUCCUCGGCCAAGACCCCUACCACAACCACAACCAAGCCCACGGCCUCUCCUUCUCCGUGCGGCCUCCCACGCCCGCCCCUCCCUCCCUGCGCAACAUCUUCAUCGGUCUCACCCGCGACUACCCCUCCUCUUUUACUCCCCCCCCUGCCAAGGGGGGUUUACUUACCCCCUGGGCCGACCGCGGCGUUUUGCUGCUGAACACUUGUCUGACGGUGCGCGCGCACGAAGCGAAUUCGCAUUCCAACAAGGGUUGGGAGCGCUUUACCCAACGGGUUAUUGAUUUGGUUAAUGAAAGACAGAAGCGGGGAGUGGUGUUCAUGGCGUGGGGAGCACCGGCGGGAAAGAGGGUGAGUAAGGUGGACGAAAAGAGGCAUUUGGUGUUGCGGAGUGUGCAUCCCAGUCCGUUGAGCGCGCACAGGGGGUUUUUUGAGGCGGGCCAUUUUAGGCGGGGGAAUGAGUGGUUGGAAAGUAGGUAUGGGAGGGCGGGGAGGGUGGAUUGGAGUUUGGUGGAGGGGAGGAGUGUGUUUGAUGAUGAGGUGGUGGAAGAGGAGAAGAAGAAAGAGGUGAAGGGUGGAGAGGAGGAGGAGGAUGAUGAGUUUGAAGGUGGAGAGAUCUUUGAUGAGGAGGGGUUGAAGGAGGUUGAGGCUGUUGUUGAGAAGGUUGAGACGGGGGAGGGGAAGGAGGAGGAGAUGAAGACGGAUUUGUUGGUGAAAAAGAAGGAGAAAGAAAGUGAUGAGAAUGCUGUUCCUGAAGAGGAGCAGAUGGAAAAGAUGGAGGAGGAGUGAUGACUAGGCGUUUGGAUGGGCCAUUGGCUUGCACAUAUUUGUCUGUGAGCGCUGGGUUGCACAUGUUGUUUAUACCCAUGCGGUUCCUGUGUUGCAAGGAGCCAGUUUUUGAUUGGACAUAGGCGACGUAUACUAUAUGCUUCGGUUCUUCAGGGUCGGUGUUCGGAGUUAUGCGUCAUUAUUGUUCUUGGGUCUAGCUCUGGUGAGUUUACAUAGAGCAUCAGGGAUAAAAAGGCGCUCGUCAUAGUUCAAUGAAGCAAAGCAUGAAAGCAA
Neurospora tetraspora is the source of this 1812-nucleotide messenger RNA. RefSeq names its product putative uracil DNA N-glycosylase. The record is from RefSeq and is a predicted model, not a curated record. Bases 253 to 1539 code for a protein of 428 amino acids. Gene Ontology annotation, biological process: base-excision repair, AP site formation via deaminated base removal; base-excision repair. The transcript has 2 exons. Gene Ontology annotation, cellular component: mitochondrion; nucleus. Gene Ontology annotation, molecular function: uracil DNA N-glycosylase activity. NCBI's taxonomy places the organism in Eukaryota, Fungi, Ascomycota, Sordariomycetes, Sordariales, Sordariaceae.